Paramecium sonneborni is the source of this 677-nucleotide messenger RNA. The record is from the annotation of a GenBank genome assembly. NCBI's taxonomy places the organism in Eukaryota, Ciliophora, Oligohymenophorea, Peniculida, Parameciidae.
CACGUUGAUGCUAAAAAUUCUAUUGUUUAUGGUUGUUUCAAUUUUUGCAUAGGAAGAGGCUGAGGAAGAAAUGUAUUACUUUUUAUGAUAUAAAAGCCUAUCGAGAAAAAUUGGAGCUUGCUGGAUAAAGACAAUAAAGGAUAUUAAUAAUGAGAAAGAAAACAUGAAUCAAAUUAUUGAGAGUAUUGAGAAUGGAAACAAAACAUCAAUAUUUCAUAAAGUAUAAAUGUAAAUGAUUUUAUCUUGUGUUUAAGUUAUUGAUAUCAAUAACGAGGUAAAUAAUAUAAAAAUAGUAUUAGAUCUUAUCUAGUAUGGGUUACAAGGAAGUUGUGAAAGAUUUUAAUUAUAAACAAUUUAUUGGAAUAGAUUCAACUUUAACAAAGGAAGAAGAGUCUUUAUUGAAAAUAAUUAAGAAAUUAGAAAAGGAUUUAGGUGACUUAGAUAAGAAAAAUAAACUUAAAUAAUCAUAUUAGAAAACUUAAAAGAUUGAAUCAGAAUGGUAAAAUGCAUGGAAAGAAUCAUCAUAAGAAUCUAACUUAUUAUAAAAGCCAAAUUAUUUCAAUUAUGCUUUUUUUUUGUUGUUAAUUAUUGCUAUUUUUGGAGGAGGUUAUUGGAGCUUAAAAUCAAUCUAAGGAAUGAACAAUUAAAAAAAUUAAAAAUAACGAAAAAGAAAUUGA